ACCGGCAGCGGCAGCGGCAGAGGCCGCACCCCCGUAACAAAAAGCACCCGGACCUCCCUUCCUCCCCCCACCGAAGCACCACCACCACCGCCGCUCCAUUGAUAGAUAGGGGAGCAGGGGGGAAGAAGCGGGAGGGGCAGCCGCAUUACCAAACUGGGAGACGCAGCGAGCCACUGGCUAGCUAGCGCUCGUCGCAGCAGGAAGGAGCAGGAAGUGGUGGGAGUCGAAAGGGAAAAGGGGGUUCGCGGGAGCAAAAGGGGAGGAGGGAGGCGAGGGCCGGGGAGGGAAAAAAAGGGGAGCUAGCGGAGUUGGGGGGGGGGGGGGGGGCAAUCAUCCAAUCCAGUCCAGCUCCCCGGUACAGUGCGGCGUUUGAUCGUUAGGGGAGGUGUGGAGCGGCGAGCUACGCGUCGUCGCCGCCGCCGACACGCCCGCCGGGUCGAUCGGAGCCGCGGGGCAGAUCCAGUUUCCGCCGGAAUUGCGGCGGAUUCCGGCGCUCGCGACCCCGCCGGAUCUGCAUUCCGCGCAGGACCUCCCCGAGCCGCGCCCUCGCCUCCCAUACAUUGUGCUUGAUGGAUCGUCGCAGUUGGCCAUGGAAGAAGAAAUCAUCUGACAAAUCAUCUACCGCAGAUGCUUCGCAAAAUGCCAAUCAAGCUGAGCAGGAUGAUAAAGCUCCAAAAUAUGUGCAGAUUUCACCAGAAACAUAUGCACACCUUACUGAAUCAGAAGAACAAGUAAAAACCUUAAAUGAAAAGGUGAAGACCUUGAAUGAGGACCUCACUGCAGCGCAAUCUGAGAUCACUACUAAAGAUGCCCUAGUGAAACAGCAUGCUAAAGUUGCUGAAGAAGCUGUGUCAGGUUGGGAGAAAGCUGAAGCGGAGGCCUCAGCACUGAAGCUUCAGCUAGAGACUGUUACAUUGGCUAAGCUAGCGGCUGAGGAAAGAGCUGCCCAUCUGGAUGGUGCUCUGAAAGAAUGCAUGAAGCAAGUAAGGACCGUGAAGGAAGAAGGCGAGCAGAAGCUACAUGAUGUAGUAUUUGCAAAAACCAAACAGUGGGAGAAGAUAAAGGCUGAGUUUGAAGCAAAGUUACUUGAAUUUGAACAGGAGCUCAUUAGGGCUGGUGCUGAGAAUGAUGCACUCUCAAGGUCGCUCCAGGAACGGGGAGACCUGUUGAUGAAGAUUGAUGAGGAAAAGGCUCAAGCAGAAGCUGAAAUCGAGGUCUUGAAAAACACAAUUCAGUCAGGUGAAAGGGAAAUAAAUUCAUUGAAGUAUGAAAUUCAUGUUGUUUCCAAAGAGCUUGAAAUCCGCAAUGAGGAAAAGAACAUGAGUGUGCGCUCAGCUGAUGUUGCAACUAAACAGCACAUGGAGGAUGUCAAGAAAAUAUCAAAACUGGAAGCUGAAUGCCAAAGAUUACGGGGUCUUGUUCGGAAGAAGUUACCAGGGCCUGCUGCAUUAGCUCAAAUGAAAAUGGAAGUGGAGAGCUUGGGCAGAGAUUAUGGAGAAAACAGGUUGCGACGAUCGCCAGCAAAGAAUUCUAGCUUUCAUCGUCCUAUGUCCCCUAUGUCCCAUGUUCCUGAUUAUGCCUUUGAAAACUUACAGCAGAUGCAGAAAGACAAUGAGUUUCUGACUGCACGUUUGUUAUCUAUGGAAGAUGAAACCAAAAUGCUAAAAGAGGCAUUGGCCAAGAGGAACAGUGAGCUGCAAACAUCAAGAACCAUGUAUGCUAAAACAGCAGGCAAACUCCGUGGCUUGGAAGUUCAAAUUUUGACUGGUAGCCAACGUAAGAGUACUUCAAUUCCCAACAUGGAUAUCCACUUUGAUGGUGCACUGAGUCAAAAUGGAAGCAACCCACCUAGUAUGACCUCCAUGUCUGAAGAUGGUGUUGAUGAUGAAGGAAGCUGCACUGAAUCUUGGGCCAAUGCUCUGGUAUCUGAGCUCUCACACAUCAAGAAAGAGAAAGGAGCUAAGAGCAGUGUGACAGAAGGCUCCAAUCGAUUGGAACUCAUGGAUGAUUUCCUAGAGAUGGAGAAACUAGCUUGUUUGUCAUCUGAAGCAAAUGGACAUGUCAGUACUGUUGACAAAAUGAAGAUUGAUGAUACAGAAGCUUCUUUAUCUGGUAUUACUGAAAGAGAUGGUGCUAAAGACACUCAGUCAGUUUUGGCAUUGCCGGAUACUCCAUCUAAUAAACUGCAGCUGUCUGACAGCUCGCCUCUCUUGAAAUUACAGUCCAAAAUAUCUUCCUUGCUUGAUUCUGAAUCACAACAGAGCAAUGCUGGAAAUGUUCUAGAUAUUAUCAGAAAUAUUCUAAAGGAUAUUGAAGAUGAGGCAGAUUCAAUAAAUGCAAGCAACGCUCAUUGUGGUGACAUGGCUGAAGUAGCUGACAGUGGGUCACUAAUGAAGCAUUCAAGCAACGUGAGCAAGUAUGCUAUGGAUCAAGAACUAGUCAAUGCCAUUUUGAAGAUUCAAGACUUUGUUAAGUCACUUGACCAAGAAGUGUUCAAGUCCCAAGGGCAGUCUUCAGAUUCUGAUGGCUUAUGCGAGAAAAUACAGCAGUUCUCUGCACUCGUAGAGAAAGUUCUAUCAAAGGAGAAUGUUCUAAAUGACAUUGUUAUGACACUGUCUCAUAUCUUGUCAGGAACUAGUGAGAUUAAGUUCAUGAUGUUGAAAGAGAACACCAAAGAAGCAGACAACAACAAUUUGGAUUAUGUUGAUAAAGUGACUCUACUUGAAAAUAAAGUGCAGCUCGAGCCAUUAAAAGAUAGCAUUUCAGGUCCUUGCCCACUUAUUCCUCGUUCAUCUUCUGAUCCUGAGAUAGAAGGUCCUACUGACUCUGGAUGUGAUGUCAAGACUGCUGUGCAGAUAUGCUCAUCAGAGGAAUAUGAGCAACUUAAAUCUGAGAAGUUGAAUUUGGAGGCAGAAUUAUCAAAGUGUAAUGAAAUCAUAGGAGAUACAAAACUUAGGUUUAAGGAGUUGGAGGAAAGCCUUGAAGAACUCACAUCUAAAUUGGUUGCCAGUGAGAAAUCAAAUAGCUUGGCUGAGACACAGUUGAGGUGUAUGGCAGAAUCAUACAAGUCACUUGAAUCAAGGAAAGCUGAACUAGAAAACGAAAUAAAAGCGUUGCAGUCCAAAAUAGAUGUUUUGACAGCUGAACUCAAUGAUGAAAGAAAAAGUCAUCAGGAGGAUAUAACAAGAUACAGAGAUCUCGAGGAGAAGAUUGAAAGGUAUGAGAACGAGAGGAACUCAAUGUGUGUGGAUGAAGAUGAGGAUACCAAAGCAAAGCAGGAGAAAGAGAUCGCAGCUGCAGCAGAGAAGCUUGCAGAGUGCCAGGAGACGAUUUUGAUUCUUGGUCGUCAACUGCAAGCUAUGCGUCCUCCAGCUGAAUCAAUGGGCUCCUCACCAAACCGGCGAAUGGAAGACUUCCUGCAGGACGCAGUUGGAACAACCGAAGGGGGUGAAUAUUCACAGAAGCCAACAGGUCAACUGGAUACAGAUCAGGAAAUGCAUGGAUCAGGAAAUGAAUCCCCCUUGAAUGGGUACAAGACACACAAUGCUGCCUCUGAAACGGACGGAAGCCCUUUCCUUUCACCAAACGGCUCCAAGCGCCCAAAGCAUAGAUCGAGAUCCUCGUCUUCAAUUGCUAACCAAUUGCCCGAGAAACAAAACCGGGGCUUCAGUCGGUUCUUCGCCAAGGAGAAGAUCUAAAACAUAACUGCUUGGACGAUGCUAGUGUUGGCCUGCUGAUUCUUUACUGUGAAUGAAGGGAUGAUGCAAGCCAUGAGUUUUAUGUAGAGCUACUUGUGUAUUCUUCGAGGUGACGCCUUCAGUUGCUGGAAUAAUUCUUCGCUCGCAGUCGAGCGGUUAAUGCCAGAUUUCUUUGUGAGAAUGUUUAGCCAUGAGUACCUCCCUCGUUAGAGUGUUCUGGGUUGCCGUUUGUUUGAAACCUCACUGUACAUGUGCUUACUUGCAUGAAGAGCAUCGUUGUUGGUUUGUGUGUCACACCUUCUUGUGAAUUAACCUGUGUAAUUUGCUCGAACAAGCUUGUUGUACAGUUAACCCGGAUUAAUCCGAAGGCUAUUGUUGCGCUUGGUGACCGCUGUA
This is a messenger RNA of Oryza brachyantha (malo sina), 4094 nucleotides long. Its product is annotated as filament-like plant protein 4. The transcript has 6 exons. Lineage: Eukaryota; Viridiplantae; Streptophyta; Magnoliopsida; Poales; Poaceae. The record is from RefSeq and is a predicted model, not a curated record. The coding region runs from base 570 to 3698 and encodes 1042 amino acids.